AUGGCUCCGCUAUGGGGUAGCAUGCGGGUUGCACUACAGAUCGCGCAGGACUCUACCGAAAUGUUCGAGAACAUCAUCGACAUGUUGAUCAAGAUUGGCGAUGCGCUUCCCCAUCUGCGCGACUAUGAACGCCUGUUUCCUAAUCACGAGCGCUUGCUCGUCGCAAUUUCGGAAGCAUACUUGAUCAUCGUCUACUUUUGCACUGACGUCAAGAAUAUGUUUAGCAAUGCGAAAAGGUCAAAGAAGAGCAUAGUUAGUCUCACAUUGGCUUGCAAGUCCGUCUGGAAACCUCUCGCACAAAAGCACUAUCAAUAUUUGAAAGAUUUCAAGGAAAUUCGAAAACGCAUUGAUGCCGAAGCCAGACAGGCCGACAUGAUAGAAUCGAAACGAGAAAGACAACGCCAAGAAGCUCACAGGAUGGAGCUUGUCCGCAUGAAUAGGAAGGAGAAGCUUCACAAUGCCUUACGUAGAAUUUCUUCGUAUGACUACAAGGGCCAUCAUCGCAUAAUGCAAGAGCAACGGCACACGGGUACCGCCAACUGGCUAUUUGACUACCAACCUUUCCAAGACUGGCUACUUUCGCCUUUCUCAUCGCCGUUCGGAUGCUUUGGAAUUCCGGGCUCUGGAAAGACCAUCCUCACAUGCGCAGUAAUCGACCACUUGGCAUUGACGCAGCCAAGAAACCCUAUCUGCUAUCAUUACUGUAGCUACGACUAUGCGUCAUCUCUGAAAGCUACAGCCAUUUUGGGGACAUUCCUGCAGCAGAUUUUAGAGAGGCAGGCGCUGUCCGACACAGUCGAAGAAAACCUCCUCCAAGAUCUUCAAGACAGCUUGGACUUUCCAAGAUCCGACACUCUUUAUUCGAUUCUGUCCAAGUAUUUCAAGACUGAUCACACUUACUUCCUCAUUCUGGAUGGGCUGGAUGAGCUACCACGUUCUGAGCAGUCUGAGGUUGCUACCUUCAUUGAGACGGCAUUGACACAAACCCUCCAUUGCGCGGUCAAGAUAUUCAUUUCAUGUAGACCUGAAGCUAUCAUAGAGAAGGAUGUCUUCCGACCUUGGCUCUCAAUUACCAUAUCUCCACAAGACAUAGUCUCAGACAUCAAAAGCUUCGUGGAAUCGGAAAUUGAGGAGCGGUUCAAAGGGGGCGAACUGAAGCUUCGUGACCCUGACCUGAAGGACGAGGUGAUCGACCGAUUGACUCAAGACGCCGGAGAGAUGUUCCUUUGGGUCAGAUUCCAGAUUGAUGAGAUCUGCGAGGCCGUCAGUGAUGAUGCAAUCCGUAAGACACUCGAGGACCUCCCCAGAGACCUUUCCUCGACGUAUACCAGGAUCUUCCAGAGAAUCGCAGCCUCGCCGGGCGGUCUGGAUAAACUCACCAUUGCUGGAAAGGUCUUCCGGUGGUUGAUAUGCGCAAAGCGGCCUUUAACAAUGGAAGAGCUGAAGAUCGCCAUUUCCUUACACAAGAGUGAUACCUCUCUCCAAACGGCUCGAAUACCAACCGAUGACGGAACGAAGAUCCUCCGUGCAUGCGGAAAUCUUGUAGUCCGCAGUAAGGCCAACCAAACCGUGCGACUUGCACAUCACACUGUCCGGAAUUUCAUUCUCAUGCUUGAUGAGAAGCAAAUGGAGCAACCCGGUGCCUCAGCCUUGCAUAAGCAGGUGCAUUUCAGCCUGCCCGAUGCGGACCGCAAGGUUGGCCAGUUGUGCUUGACCUUUCUCGACUUCAGCGACUUCGAGACCCAGAUUAAACUCCGAGGUUCCAACGAAAUGACGUAUCCAACUUCCGCCUUCUGGGCAAGUCGUUAG
Lasiodiplodia theobromae is the source of this 1809-nucleotide messenger RNA. RefSeq names its product Nacht domain protein. The record is from RefSeq and is a predicted model, not a curated record. The coding region runs from base 1 to 1809 and encodes 602 amino acids. The transcript is spliced from 4 exons. Lineage: Eukaryota; Fungi; Ascomycota; Dothideomycetes; Botryosphaeriales; Botryosphaeriaceae.